GGCGCGGACGGCAGCCUUUGUGCGCACGUGCGGCCCCAGCCCAGCUGCAUCCGCGCCCGCAGCUGUCCCGCGUCCCUGUGCAGCCGUGUCGCGUUCCCGAGCCAUGGCUCUCCCCGUGCAAGUCGUGUACUGUGGCGCUUGAGGCUACAAGCCCAAGUAUCUUCAGCUCAAGAAGAAGUUGGAAGAUGAGUUCCCCGGAUGUCUGGACAUCUGUGGCGAGGGGACUCCCCAGACCACCGGGUUCUUUGAAGUGAUGGUAGCAGGGAAGUUGGUUCACUCCAAGAAGAGAGGUGAUGGCUUCGUGGACACAGAGAGCAAGUUUCUGAAGCUGGUGGCUGCCAUCAAGACUGCCCUGGCUCAGGGCUGAUGCGCCCCAAAGGCAGAGUCCGGACCUUGCUCCAGCUCCUCUCGGCGGACGCUUCAUGACAGGAAAGACUGAAAUGUCUUGUGGACGCCUGGUCUUUCCCCGAUAUUCUCGCGGCUGCUGGGUGGGGAAGGGGUCAUUGCCUGUGGUCUUUGCCUCCAAGUGUGUCUUUCCCCCAGAAUCUGCCUUUGCUCCCUCCCUGCCUUGCCCGUCUCCUGUUCCUGCUUUCCAUCCCCUCUUCCUGUGUGCCCCCAUGUCUCCCCGUCUACCCUUGAACAUGGGGGAGGUCCUGGCUCAGGAUUCUUUCUCAAGGGGAAGCUAUGGGAGGGACCCCCUGGGUGAUUCUGAUUGCAAUUUGUGAGUCAAUAAACAUGGGAUGAGUUGAACUGAA
Molecule: messenger RNA, 755 nt
Organism: Tupaia belangeri chinensis (Chinese tree shrew)
Lineage: Eukaryota; Metazoa; Chordata; Mammalia; Scandentia; Tupaiidae
Gene: SELENOW
Product: selenoprotein W
Exons: 6
Cellular component (GO): cytosol
Source: RefSeq, a predicted model, not a curated record